Messenger RNA from Toxorhynchites rutilus septentrionalis, 2326 nucleotides. Its product is annotated as L-threonine dehydratase catabolic TdcB. Gene Ontology annotation, biological process: L-serine catabolic process; L-threonine catabolic process. The transcript has 9 exons. The record is from RefSeq and is a predicted model, not a curated record. Lineage: Eukaryota; Metazoa; Arthropoda; Insecta; Diptera; Culicidae. Bases 597 to 2000 code for a protein of 467 amino acids. Gene Ontology annotation, molecular function: L-serine ammonia-lyase activity; threonine deaminase activity.
AAGGGCUCCUUAUCACCAUGGUUCCAAUCUCGAGGGAUGAGGAAUUUACGAAAGUGAUAAUAAUAUGGCACAAAGCAGUCGUUAGUCAUCCAGCCAGCAAUAAUCUAAUGAAUACGUUACGAAAAUAACCUUUUAGCAUACAUGCGCUCAGUAAUUAUUUAACAUCGUGCCACAACAGACGACAAAAACGAAACAGAUGAACCUAAAAUCGGGGCUCUUGUUACCAAAGAGAAGUUUGGCUUAAUUAUCGCCUCUGCAUCCCAAACGCAAGAGACAUUGGCUGGUGGAAGUGUUGUCCCGCGUGGGAAAACAGAGAUCAAAGCAACGGUGUAAACAGUGUGAAUGACGAACAGAUCGAUAUUACCAUCGCACGUAUUUGAGGUGAAAAUCAGAACAGCAACGAAAGUUCUGUUUUUUUUUGUUCAACGGGGGUGCGAUAAUUAUCACAUGUUCGUGACGUAAUUUUGCGAAAUUGAUGCAAAUAAAAUAGGCUUCAAACCAAAACAGAUCCAGUCGGUAUCUUGUGCGCCAGUUAUCCUACAUCGACCCUCCGAGAACUUGGUGAGCUGAAAUCAGGCGAAAGUUUGUCUCAAAACAUGAAUCAGAUGCCGUCCAUCAACAGUCAUCCGACAACCAACGGAGUGGCAAAUGGCGCGGGGAAAAACGACAACACACCGAUGGCGAAAAAUUUCCGAGCCGAAAUUAUAAGUGACGACAGUCACGUCGAACCUGAACAGCACGAAUUCACGGAUCCCUUCUGUAAUGCUGAUAAUCCGCAGAUAAUUACCUUCCAAGAUGUUACUUCGGCAGCUUUCAAGAUAAAAAAAGGAAUUGAGUACACCCCAUGUCCGAAAUCACAUCUCUCGGAAAUGGUCGAUAUGGAUAUUUACAUGAAGAAAGAAUUCCUCCAAUUCACCGGCAGCUUCAAGGAGCGCGGAGCCAGAUACGCUCUGAUUAUGUUGUCUGACGAGCAGAAGCAGAAAGGGGUGAUAUCAGCCUCUCUCGGAAAUCACGCCCAGGGCCUCAGCUACCACGGAUGGAAGCUCGGAAUCCCAGUUACGGUUGUUAUGCCGCUGAAAGCGUCGCUUAUGAAGAUACAGAAAUGCCGCGCUUACCACGCCACCGUUGUCGUUCAGGGAUCGGAUAUGGGAGAGGCGAAAAGGAUCGCUUUGAAAAUGGCCCAUGAUACCGGACUGACGUACAUAAACGGUUAUGACCAUCCACACAUCAUGUCAGGUCAGGGUACAAUCGGGCUGGAAAUUGUCGAGCAAGUUAGCAACAUUGAUGCCGUUGUUGUUCCGGUUGGCGGCGGCGGUCUCAUCGCUGGUGUCGCCACUGCCAUAAAAAAUUUAAGCCCUCAAACGAAAAUCAUUGGUGUAGAAUCGGAAAAGUGCCCGAGUUUUACAAAAGCACUGGAAAAUAAUGCGCCAGUCUAUACCCCUAACAGGGAAACGUUGGCCGAUGGUUUGGCGGUACCGCAAGUUGGUUACAAUGCUUUCGCUACUACUGUUCCUCUGCUGGACAAGAUGAUAGUGGUGAAGGAGGAAUGGAUUGCUCUGGCCAUUCUGAGAUUGGUUGAACUGGAGAAAUGUGUUGUCGAGGGAGCUGGUGCAUCUGGAUUAGCUGCCAUUCUCGCCGGCCAUUUAGACGAGUUCAAAGGAAAAAGAGUUGUACUGCUCGUUUGCGGGGGCAACAUUGAUACAACAAUGUUUGGCAGAUGCUUGGAACGUGGAAUGGCUGCCGAAGGUCGGUUGCAAAGAUUUACGGUACAAGUCAGCGAUAGUCCUGGGGGUGUGGCCAAGCUGUGCAACCUGUUGGCACAACUUGGCGUUUCCAUUAAAGAUAUAAUGCAUGAACGUGCUUUUAUCCGGGAUUUACACACUGUCGAGGUCAAAAUUAUCUGUGAGACACGUGACUGGAACCACUCCCAGGAGAUGCGGAAAGCACUGCAGGAGUCUUAUAAUAACGUUUACUUCUAUGAUUAUCCAAUGGCGAUUUGAUGGAUUUGUGUGCGUGUUUACGUUUGCUCAGAGAAUCAACAUAUAGGAUAAAUAUGCGACCUAUGUGCCGCAUCCACACAUCAACUGCUGAAGGGUACGAACCUGACCAGAUCCCUUGGUGUCCUGUGCCGCUCGUUUAUCAUUUUCGGUGUAUGUUGUGUCUCUCAAUGUUUGUUGUUUUAUGUUUAAAUAAACUCGAAUGGUCGACUCGGAAUAAAUUGUUACGUUAUUCUGCCUAGAUAAUAGUAAUGUCAUACGAACAAUGAUUUAGUCUUCACUCUUGUGUACUAUUCUGUUUUCAUCGAAGAAAAAAUAAAAAAAUAUGC